Messenger RNA from Osmerus eperlanus (European smelt), 2262 nucleotides. RefSeq names its product prolyl 4-hydroxylase subunit alpha-2-like. Gene Ontology annotation, molecular function: procollagen-proline 4-dioxygenase activity; iron ion binding; protein binding. The record is from RefSeq and is a predicted model, not a curated record. NCBI's taxonomy places the organism in Eukaryota, Metazoa, Chordata, Actinopteri, Osmeriformes, Osmeridae. Gene Ontology annotation, cellular component: endoplasmic reticulum. The transcript has 15 exons. The coding region runs from base 267 to 1958 and encodes 563 amino acids. Gene Ontology annotation, biological process: peptidyl-proline hydroxylation to 4-hydroxy-L-proline.
UUCCUGCCCGACAUGAGAGGAGGUUCUGUACGUGGCAGCGAAAAAAUCCUUACAUUUUCAGUAACCUCGGGGUGCCUUGAACAUAUCUUCACAUUCCGUUAAUGGUGAAGCACAUCGUACUAAGGGAAAAGUAACAUAGUGUUCCAGAUGGAUAUCUUCUUCUGGAAAGAAGACUAGCUGGAUCAAGAACACCUCACUUACAGAUUACCCAGAGGAGUUCUGUGUAAUGUAGAUAGCACACUCCCAAGUGUUUGUUCAGCGUCACAAUGAUGAAGUGCCUACCCUUCCUAACCUGGGCUCUGGUCUGCUGCUGUUGUUGGGGAGUGCAAGCGGAGAUCUUCACCUCUAUAGGUCAAAUGACGGACCUGAUCUUCACGGAGAAGGAGCUGGUCCAAUCCCUGAAGGAGUACAUCAAAGCGGAGGAGUCCAAAUUAGCGGCUGUCAAGGGCUGGGCCAACAAGCUGGAAGCAUUGACCCGGGCCUCGACCUCUGACCCUGAAGGCUACCUGGCGCACCCGGUCAACGCCUACAAGCUGAUGAAGAGACUCAACACCGAGUGGGGCCAGCUGGAGAGCCUGGUUCUGCAGGACCCCUCAGAUGGGUUCAUCUCCAACAUGUCGGUGCACAGGCAGUUCUUCCCAGAUGAGGAGGAUGAGAAGGGGGCUGCCAAGGCUCUGAUGCGCCUCCAGGACACAUACAAACUGGACUCGGAAAGCUUCUCCAAAGGCAAGCUGCCAGGGAUGCACUCCAACGCCCUGCUGACGGUGGACGACUGCUACGACAUGGGGAAGACGGCGUACAACGAGGCGGACUACUACCACUCCGUGCUGUGGAUGCAGCAGGCCCUGCGGCAGAUGGACGCCGGCGAGGACGCCGUGGUGACCAAGGCCGACGUGCUGGACUACCUGAGCUACUCGGUCUACCAGAUGAACGACCUGCCCCGCGCCAUCGAGCUCACGCGGCGCCUCGUCGCCGUCGACUCCGGCCACCAGAGGGCAGGAGGGAACCUGCGCUACUUUGAGCGUCUGCUCGCCAAGCAGCUGUUGGAGCUGAACCAGGAGUCCCAGCCGCCCGUCUCUGAGGAGCCCAUCCAGUUGGGCACCUACGCCCGGCCCAAGGACUACCUGCCCGAAAGAGAGACCUACGAGGCCCUGUGCAGGGGCGAGGGAGUCAAGAUGACCACCGCGAGGCAGAGCCGCCUAUUCUGUCGUUACCACGACGGCAAGCGGAACCCCCGUCUGCUACUGAAGCCGAUGAUGGAGGAGGACGAGUGGGACAGCCCCCACAUCGUACGCUACCUGAACGCCCUGUCAGACCUGGAGAUCGAGAAGAUCAAGGAGCUGGCCAAGCCCAGGCUUGCCAGAGCCACAGUUCGAGACCCCAAAACAGGCGUCCUGACCACAGCCAACUACCGAGUAUCAAAGAGUGCGUGGCUGGAGGGGGAGGAGGACCCUGUCAUUGAGCGUGUCAACCAGAGGAUACAGGACAUCACAGGUCUGACAGUACAGACUGCAGAGCUGCUCCAGGUCGCUAACUACGGGGUCGGAGGGCAGUACGAGCCCCACUACGACUUCUCCAGGAGAGAUGAGCCUGAUGCUUUCAAAACAUUAGGCACUGGAAAUCGCGUGGCCACUUUUUUGAAUUACAUGACUGAUGUCGAGGCUGGAGGAGCCACGGUCUUCCCAGACUUUGGAGCAGUCAUCUGGCCUAGAAGGGGAACUGCAGUCUUCUGGUACAACCUCUUCAGGAGUGGGGAGGGAGACUAUAGGACCAGGCAUGCUGCCUGUCCUGUCUUAGUAGGAAGUAAAUGGGGUGAGUUUGGUUAUUUAAGUGAAGCCCAUUUCACUGUAGUGGAAGCAGAUUUCUCCUGCAUGGUCAGUAGUCAAACGUUACAUUCUAGGUUAUGUUCAGACUGGCGGGGAUUGACUGUGUUGCAUCUCAUUUCAUGCCUGUCCUAAAAACCACGUACUGUCAGGUCUUAAAGUGAGCCUGGUCAACCCAAUGGAAGACUGUGGCUAUAAAACUGAACCUAGGGGCCUUGCUAAGUGGCAUUGACAUCAUCAUAGUUCUUGUCAUGGUAUGGACAAGCUGGACAUCCCAUAGUACUACAACAACAGCAUGGAAUGUAGCCAGAGGUUUGCUCAAAGCAAGACCCAGGGUCCUCUUCUAGGGGGCGUAGGCCCAAAUAAUGCUACUACUAGUAGUAGCACUACUGCUACUAUAAUUAUUAUUGCUCCUCCUAUUAUACUAAUACUUUUACUA